AAGUAAACGUCACGUCAGUGUUGUGUUGGCCGUGGGAGAGUAAGGUUAUACGCGGGAGAAAACUCCAGCUUCAUGUAUGUGUCUUCUCAAUAAUAACUUUAUAUAUCUCCAGGGGACUUUCUCCCAACACCUGGGCUAAAAAAAAAUGGCAGGAACAGGGCCAGACACAUCGUACAGGAAGCCGCCGAGGGACCGUGGCUGCUGUAGCAUCAACUUUCUCAAAUAUGUGCUGUUCAUCUUCAACUUUAUCUUCCUGCUUGGUGGGUGUGCAGUACUAGGAGUGGCCAUUUGGACACUGGCCGAGAAGCACCAAUAUGUAGUAUUACUCACCACCACCACUUAUGCAUCAACUGCUUAUCUUUUACUGCUGGCUGGGAUAAUUGUCAUUUUUGCCUCUCUUCUUGCGUGUUGUGCCAUCCUAAAGGAGGACCGCUGUUACCUGCUCGUGUACACGUUCCUAUUGCUGCUGGUGUUCCUGGUGGAGGCUGUGGCGGGUGUACUGGCUUAUGUGUAUGAGGAACAAAUUAUGGCUGAGCUCUCACACACCUUCACUACCACCUUCAACAACAACUAUAUGAUCAAUCCAGAGGUCACUGAGGCCAUAGACCAGAUGCAGAUGGAGUAUCACUGCUGUGGUGCUCUUACCUUUAGCCAGUGGCGAGACAGCCUGUGGCUUCAUGACAACCCAGACCUUAACAACAGUGUUCCAGACUCCUGCUGCAAGACACCUUCACCCUACUGUGGUGUGAGGGACCAUCCCUCCAAUAUCUGGUACAAUGGUUGUAUUCAUCAGUUUGAGGACGAGCUGGGUCGUCAUUUACUGAUCCUCGGUGCAGUUGGCUGUGGCAUCUGUCUGAUUCAGGUGUUUGGGAUGAUCCUUUCCUGCUGCCUUUACAUAAAACUCAAAGAUAUUGAUGAAAACUAUUAUUAAGGGAUGAUAAGUCAGUACUGUAUUUUAUUAAAAUAGAAAAAAGAUAACACAGUAUACUGUACUGUAUAUUUUCAUGUACAAAUGAUAUACACUCGCCACAAAAUUUUUUCGAACGCUCUAAGGGUCAUACAAUAUGACAAAAUGAACGAGAAAUCUGAACAUAACUCGAAGGAAGUUUUAUUACAAAUUAAAUUACUGUACUUCUUUUUACCUGUAAAUACGUACUGUAAAGACGAGCAACAUAUAUUAUGACGAUAUAUUGAGUCACUUUGCAACCAAUCAUACCAACCAUUUAAGAUGAUACAAGCCAUAGUGCUUAUUAUGAAACCCGUCGUUCCCAGCUGUUCGAGAACUUUUGUGGUUAGUGUACCUAAGAAAUAACAAAAUAGGCAUUAAAAGAAGUGAAAAUAAAAAAAGUUUAAAAACAAAAUUAACACACACGUUUACUGAGAAUGUCUAAUGAAUACCAGAAGAGGAAGAUAAAAAUUUUGAGUGUUUAAUUAGAUUUAUGCGAGAAGAGUGAAGCAAAAUUUUUGAUGAAGGAGGAAAAU
Molecule: messenger RNA, 1482 nt
Organism: Homarus americanus (American lobster)
Lineage: Eukaryota; Metazoa; Arthropoda; Malacostraca; Decapoda; Nephropidae
Product: CD151 antigen-like
Exons: 6
Coding region: 146-931 (261 amino acids)
Cellular component (GO): membrane
Source: RefSeq, a predicted model, not a curated record